ACACGCAGGGUUUUUUCAGACUUUUGUAAACAACAUGGCGAAUUACGGAUUGGCCGACCGAUGAAACGCUGUGUUCAGCAGUAGCCAACACUCGGAUUUUGUUGUCUUUUUGACUAACCGCACAACGUUUUAUGUCGUACACAAUCGAAGCAACACGACGGGGCUACAAGCCACAGAGAGGUGCCAAGAAGACCGUUUGACAACCAAACGGCCCUCUUCAGUCUAUGGGCUCUCAGUCUAGUUCUGGGAUGUCUGGUGGAAGGGGCUCUUCCAGUGGCAACCCAGUUGAUCAGUUAGAAUCAGCAGAACCGAACCAAAGCAGCAACAGCAACCAGGGCCUCAGGACGGCUGACAGGCAGCAGGGAGACAGGCAAUCAACACCAGAGGAGGAUCUUGACUUAGCUGAAGUGCUGGCUUACUUACUGAGGAGGGGCCAGGUCAGACUGGUCCAUGGCAGCGGAGCCACCGGGCUGCAGCUGGUCCAGUCUUACGCAGACUCAGACGAGGACAGCGAUGAAGCCUGGGAGGGUCGGCUGGGUGACCGCUACAAUCCACCAGUGGACAACCAGCCUGACACGAAUGAAGUAGACCGCAGUGAGAUCCGAACCCAGAUCCUGCUGGCCACGGCUUCUAGUCUCCUGAGAGGCAAAAUGAGUUUCACUCACAUGCUAAGAGAGAGGGAGCAAGGAAGAUGUAAAGGCUCAAGUUUUUCCCAUGGAGAGUGCAGUCGCAUCCGCACGCAUUUCCUGCCAAACUACGUCUCUCACAAGGAUACGUAUCAGCAGAAAGCCUUCUGUGGCGUCUACAGCGAGGAUGGCAACAUGUUUCUAUCCGCCUGCCAGGAUCAGAACAUCCGCUUGUACGAUACGAGCAGAGGACGUUUUCUACUAAGGCAAACGGUGAAGGCCCGAGACGUCGGCUGGAGCGUGCUGGACGUUUGCUUUACUCCAGAUGCGCAGCACGUGCUGUACUCCAGCUGGUCGGACUACAUUCAUAUGUGCAGUAUCGACGGGGACAGUGAAAACCACACUGCAUUGGACCUCAAUCCGGAUGAGAGGAGGUUUUGCGUGUUCUCCCUGGCUGCAUCAACAGAUGGCAAAGAGAUCCUGGGAGGAGCAAAUGACGGCUGCCUUUACGUUUUUGAUCUCGACCAGAAUAAAAGAACACUGAAGAUUGAUGCCCACGAGGAUGAUGUGAACGCGGUGGCGUUCGCCGACAGCUCGUCCCAGCUGCUCUUUUCCGGCAGCGAUGACGCGCUGUGCAAAGUGUGGGACAGGAGAACGCUGCGGGAGGAUCGACCGCAGCCUGUCGGACAGCUUGCGGGCCACCGCGACGGCAUCACCUUCAUCCACAGCAAGGGUGAUGCACGUUAUCUAAUCAGCAACUCGAAAGACCAGUCCAUCAAGCUCUGGGACAUCAGGAAGUUCUCGCCCAAAGAAGGGCUGGCAGCUUCACGCCUGGCUGUCAUUCAGCAGAAUUGGGAUUACCGCUGGCAGCAGGUUCCCCAAAGAGCUCUAAAGCGACACAAACUGACCGGCGACACCUCCGUGAUGACAUACCGCGGCCACGGCGUCCUGCACACCCUUAUCCGCUGCCGCUUCUCACCCGAGUUCAGCACGGGCCAGAAGUUCAUCUACUCAGGGUGCUCCACUGGCAAGAUCAUCGUUUAUGACGUGCUGACGGGCAACGUGGUCACCAGACUGUCGGGCCAUGAUGCUUGUGUGAGGGACAUCACUUGGCACCCAUAUGAAGACAACAUCAUCAGUAGCUCUUGGGACGGAGCCGUGCGAAUGUGGGAGCACAGACAAACUCACCCCCUGGAGGAGGAGCGGGAGAGAGACUGACGGCUCGGAGGCUGCGAGAGACUAAAAGACGCGUCGGCGACAUCACCUUGAGAAGGCGUUAGAGGGCGGCCCCCAAUCAAGAGGGAAGUCUACUCGCUAAGGCCUGUAGAAGGGACUUAAAUAUAUUUCAAAUUCACUGCUGGGUGUUAUGAUUAUAAUUGUAGGGUGACUGGCUUUUAAGCUGAGUGCUAACAAGUGCAGCGAACUUAAACCAGGCCAAAUAUUCUUCAUUUGGUCCUGAAAGCUAAACUGGGUUUUACUUCACAAGCUUUUUCAAACCAUAUUCGAACAUCGCAGAGGGAACAAAGACAGGCACAUGUGUAUAAAUGUAUAGAAUUUUAAUGAUACAGUACAUGCUUUCAGGGAGUGUUUAGAUAGUUUGUUGAAAGGACGUUAGCUCUUUUUUGGUUUUCAGGGGCCAAAAACGCACAAAAAAAAAAAAAAAGAUGGUGAUCACCAAAAUUGACUUAACUUCUCGUGCACCUCCUUUGAGUGCAUAAAUUAACCUGUGUGGUGACGCUGAGAUAACUCAAAAUCAAACGUUAGUUAUAAAAGACCCUUUAUUACAACAUGUACAAUAAUUCUGUCAAAAUAUGAUCGAAUGUGUGCCUGUGUGUGUGUGCAUGUGCGUGUGUAAGUAUGACAACCUACAAACUGAUCUGCUUUUGCAAUUUUCUGGCUCUUGUAUCAUAUCCCAUAUUUCAUGAUCAAACUGUUUCACAGUAAGAUUAAAACCUUUAAAUGUG
Messenger RNA from Entelurus aequoreus (snake pipefish), 2590 nucleotides. RefSeq names its product ddb1 and cul4 associated factor 11 (gene dcaf11). NCBI's taxonomy places the organism in Eukaryota, Metazoa, Chordata, Actinopteri, Syngnathiformes, Syngnathidae. Gene Ontology annotation, biological process: proteasome-mediated ubiquitin-dependent protein catabolic process. The transcript is spliced from 15 exons. The record is from RefSeq and is a predicted model, not a curated record. The coding region runs from base 225 to 1844 and encodes 539 amino acids. Gene Ontology annotation, cellular component: Cul4-RING E3 ubiquitin ligase complex. Gene Ontology annotation, molecular function: protein binding.